AUGUUUGAUCUAUACCCUCAUCCGUCGCGACCUGUGACCAGGACAAAAUCAAAUCAACCGUUUUUAUUAGGCAAAGGAAGAGGUCUCCCUCCUGCGCUCGCAGCGAGAAAAGAAGAAUAUCUAGUCGAGCUCACAGGAGAUGAAGAUCCAGCGAACGCAAAGUCAUGGGCCCUCCGCCGGAAACUUAUCAACGCGGCUGUUCUUGGUUUUGAUACACUGGUAGCUUCAUGGGGAUCUUCAGUAUAUUCCGCUGCUGUCCAGCCUGUUGCUAUGGAAUUUGGAGUUGGAGAAGUGGUGUCAUUGUUGGGGUUGACACUUUAUAUCUGCGGAUUCGCGACUGGACCACUAGCUUUUGCGCCACUUUCCGAGUUAUAUGGAAGAAAGAUACCAAUCACAUUCGCCGCUUUCGUAUUUACCUGUUUCAUGUUCGCCGCGGCAACAGCGAAGGAUUUCCAGACGUUGAUGUUAUGCCGUUUCUUCGCUGGUGUGUUCGCUUCAUGCCCCUUGGCAGUCGUUGGGGGCGCCUUUGCAGAUAUGUUUGGCAACGAAACUAGAGGUAUCGCAAUUGCAGCUUUCUCUGGUUUAGUCUUCAUCGGUCCAUUCAUCUCGCCUAUCGUCGCCGCGUUCAUUACGGACAGUUAUUUGGGUUGGAGGUGGACCGAAUAUAUCACCGGUAUCAUGGGAGCACUCGCUUGCAUCCUCGACCUAUUCUUCCUCGAAGAAACAUAUCUCAAGACGAUUUUGAGGAAACGCGCAGGCCAUAUUAGAACAGAGACGCAGAAUUUCGCUAUUCAUCAUGUCUCGGAGGAGGAGGCAAUCGAUUUCAAGGAUCUCCUACACCGACACCUACUCGUUCCGCUUAAGCUACUCUUCAGAGAGCCGAUUAUCUUCUUGAUUACUAUAUAUACUGCUUUUAUUUACGGUAUAUUGUAUCUCUUUCUAGAGGCCUACCCCAUUGUCUUCGCGGAAUAUCGCGGCAUCAAACCCACACUCGCGACACUACCUUACAUCGGACUCAUUCUCGGUGUUCUAAUCGGCGUGGGAAUCGUCAUUGCAUUCGAGCCUCGUUACAACAGAAAGUUGAAGGAAAACCACGGCAUUCCGGUUCCAGAACAGAGACUUCUUCCAAUGAUGGUUGGAGCCGUUUUGUUCCCAAUCGGUCUUUUCUGGUUUGCUUGGACAGGAAACUACCCCGAAAUUCACUGGAUUGUGCCUACGCUGUCUGGUCUCUUGACUGGUGCCGGAAUCAUGCUCAUCUUCUUGCAAGCUCUCAAUUACCUCAUUGAUGCUUAUCUUAUGGUGGCUGCGUCUGCAAUUGCUGCUAACACAUUCUUGCGGUCUUUCUUUGGUGCUGGAUUUCCACUUUUCGCAACACAAAUGUUCCACCGCCUAGGCGUCGACUGGGCCGGUUCACUCCUCGGCUUCCUAGCCGUAGCUUUCUUACCAAUACCAUUCCUAUUCUACAAGUACGGUGAGAAAUUAAGAAAGAAGAGUUCUUACGCUCCAACGGAUUUCGGCAAACAGCAAGCACCUGUCGAUGAAGAGAGCACGGACGCGAAUAAUGAUGCGGAGUUUGAUGAUGAUGAUCAUACGAGAAGAAAUACUGAGGUUGAGGGAGAGCAUGAGAAGAUUGAGCCUGCUUCCACAUAA
Messenger RNA from Glarea lozoyensis ATCC 20868, 1650 nucleotides. RefSeq names its product MFS general substrate transporter. Lineage: Eukaryota; Fungi; Ascomycota; Leotiomycetes; Helotiales; Helotiaceae. Gene Ontology annotation, biological process: transmembrane transport. Gene Ontology annotation, molecular function: transmembrane transporter activity. The record is from RefSeq and is a predicted model, not a curated record. The transcript has 3 exons. The coding region runs from base 1 to 1650 and encodes 549 amino acids.